AUGGCUUCUGGAUUUGGUCUCAACGGCGGUCCGUCCCGCUGCUUCAACUUCUGGCAGGAAGUGCUCGGCUGCUACGUCGUCAACGCCGGGGAAGGCGAGGCCGGCAAGAAGAAGUGCUUGCCCGCUCUGGAGGAUUACCACGAGUGCCUGCACCACAAGAAGGAGGCCAUCCGAACGAUGAGAAUGCAGGACGCUUACCAGAAGGCCGAAGCCUCGAACCCCCGUGAGAAAGCGCCCAAGGCCGAAGAGAUCCGCAGUCUAGGAUUGUUAGGGAAGGAAGAACAGGCAACUGCCUUUUUGGAAAAGUCUUAG
Messenger RNA from Aspergillus melleus, 312 nucleotides. RefSeq lists its product as uncharacterized. The transcript has 3 exons. The coding region runs from base 1 to 312 and encodes 103 amino acids. Gene Ontology annotation, biological process: mitochondrial respiratory chain complex I assembly. The record is from RefSeq and is a predicted model, not a curated record. Lineage: Eukaryota; Fungi; Ascomycota; Eurotiomycetes; Eurotiales; Aspergillaceae.